Molecule: messenger RNA, 2552 nt
Organism: Brassica oleracea var. oleracea
Lineage: Eukaryota; Viridiplantae; Streptophyta; Magnoliopsida; Brassicales; Brassicaceae
Product: laminin-like protein lam-2
Exons: 9
Coding region: 26-2257 (743 amino acids)
Source: RefSeq, a predicted model, not a curated record
CCUGUUCAUCUUCUUCGCCCGCCAAAUGAAUCCAACCUCGGCAAUGGCUGAAUUUCACAAGCGGGAGACUAACUGCGUGUACGUAGAGACCAGCCUAGACACUCAUCUCCUGGUUCUCCUUCACGACCGUGAAACCAUCUCCGAUUUCAAAGUGAAACUAUGCAAGGAGCAUCAUCAGUGUUUUCCCAAACUUGGAGAAAUUGAUAUAUCUGCGGUUAAGGUUAAUCGUGAGAAUACAUCGGGUCUCCUUUUUGAUUAUCACUUGCCAGAUUCUAUGCUCAUGAGUAUGGUUUUCAACGGCAUCGGUCGUAAUUGUUGGUUUGUGUUUGUUGAUGCUGCCGUCAAAGUUGAAAAUUGUUUAAACCAUGAGUUGCUUGAGAAAGACAAGAAUGAUUUGGAAGGUGGAUUAGUUAGGAAGACAAGAAAGAAGAAGAGGGAACUGGAACUUUCCGGUGGAGAAAAGAGUGGGAAAAAACCAAAGGUUGAUGAUAUUAAUCAUCAAUCUUCUGCUGCUGCUUCAGAAUUUGAUGUUGAUGGGAGUCACGAGUUAAGUGGAAAUGUUGAGGUUGAAGUUGUCGCUGCUACUGAAACUGAAUCUUCACCGACAAAAAAACUAGAUGAUGAUACUCUUCCGGAAACAACAGCAAGUAAAGAAACUGAGAUGGGUGAGAAAUCUGUGGAAGAAGACGUUGAAACCCAUAAUCUGGUUAGCCACCAGGCAAAUCAUUUGGCAACCAUAUCAGAUACAGAGAAGAAGAGAUCAGAAGAUGACAUCAAUCAGUCUUCAAAUGUAGAUAGUGCUGCUGCUGCUGCUGCUGCUGAAUCUCUUCCAGCCUCUGGAGCACAAAAUCAUGGCAACCCUUUUCCUGAAGCAACUCAGAAAGAAAAUCAUUUGGACACUAACAGUGGGCUAACAGCCAGACCAGAUACAGAAAAGAAGAGAUCAGAAGAUGAAGCAAAUCGAUCCUCUGCUACUACUGCUAUUACAACUUCAAGAGAUAUUGUGAAUGAGAUAGGUAAAGUUCCUGAAAAUGUACCUGAAUCUCUUCCAAUCUCUAGAGGAGAAAAUCUUGAUGAUUCUUUUGCAGAAGCAACUCAGAAAGAAAAUGAGCUGGGAAGAGAUCAAAUUGAAACUGACAAUCUAGUGAGCCACACAGCAAAUCAUUUGGACACUGUCAGUGAGGUUACCACCAGACCAGAUACAGAGAAGAAGAAAAAAAGAAGAAAGAAGAGAUCAAAAGAUGCAAUCAGUCAGUCUUUUUCUUCUGCUUCAAGAGAUAUUGUGAAUGAGAUUAAAGGAGUUCAUGUCGAUUCUGUUGAUGCUACUCCUGAAUCUCUUCCAGUCGAAAAUCUAGGCAUUCCUUCUUCUACAGAAGCAAGUCAGAAAGAAACUGAGACGAUUCAUGACACUGUGGGAUGUGGAAAAGCUAUACCAAGUGCUGCAGAUAAUAUCCAGACCAGUAAUGUUGAAGCAGAUGCCGAUGAGGCUAAAUCAGUGAAGUCUACUAAGAAAACAAAAUCAGCUGAAGAAGAUACUCUGGUCGUUUACUCUGAUGCACACAAUGUUGAGCCUGUCAAAGCUGUGGAAGGAGAAGAGCCUACUGAUAAUAUUAUCACAACUGUAUCAGUUUCUUUGCAGGAAAAGAAUGCUUCUCUGGAGGUUGCAGACUCCCAAGAAUUGUCAGUUGAGGAAAACAAUGCUGCUUUGGAGGUUGCAGACUCCCAAGAAUUGUCAGUUGAGGAAAACAAUGCUGCUCUGGAGGUUGCAGACUCCCAAGAAUUGUCAGUUGAGGAAAACAAUGCUGCUCUGGAGGUUGCAGACUCCCAAGAAUUGUCAGUUGAGGUAAACAAUGCUGCUCUGGAGGAGACCCCUCUCAUGAACAACCCACAAGAUACUGAGAGAGAUGCUUCACUUUUGAGAAAGUGCUCUGAUGAUGCUGCUGAUAAGAGCCUUUCCAACAAAAGUCUAAAAGAGAAGGCUGAUGAUAUGGGAGACAAUUUUGGUUGCACCCAAAAUCAAGAGAAACCAGAUCAAGUGGCUGGUGGAGCUAAAUCUAAAAAGGAGAAGAAGGGGCUUUAUCUUCAUCCAAACGGUUCCUCUAAUGGCUCAAUGAAACCAAAAGAGAAAAAAAGUAGAGCUCCACAACCAGCUAGUUCAAGUACAGAUCAUUUGCAGUCAAGGGUUCCAAAUGAUGGCAGUGAUGUGACUUUUAUGUAUAGGAAGCUAAGGAAACAAUCUGGACGGAGGAACAAAUAAGUUUGCAGGGAGCGUACAAGAUAUCCUGAGAAGAUCAAGCAGUUACAAGAAGGCUUUAAGUAGAGCUCAGUCACAACCUGAUAUAGAUGAUGACUCUCCCCUAGAUUGAAUUCCUUCUUACCUAUUAUCAUUGUCUGGUUUAGUGCUGACUAAAAACCCGGUAAUGAUGUUUAAAAGUCACCACAAGGGUCCACAACAUUAGCUAGAUGUUAUGUCUUAUAUUUUUUCUUCAGUGCCUCUUUUUCAAGUGGUUUCAAUAAUUCUUUGUUUCACUUUGUAAAUGGAUCAUAUCAUG